AUGGCCCCUGGCAUGUGGCUCUUCUUCAUGAUGGUGGGCCGGCUGAUGGCAGCCCUCGCAGAGGAGCGGCUGGGCGUGCGCCUGGUGAACGGAAGUAGCCGCUGCGAUGGGACCGUGGAGGUCCGGCUCCGGACGGCCUGGGAGCCCGCGUGCGGGGCGCUGUGGGACGGCCGAGCCGCCGAGGCCGUGUGCCGCGCGCUGGGCUGCGGAGGCGCGCAGAGACCAGUCCAGCCCGUCACGCCGUCCGGGGAGCCACCGCCCCGGCCCGCCAUGGGCAACGCCACCCGGACCCCUGCCAUCCUGUGCCACAGCGCUGAGUGGCGACGCUGCAAGGUGCUGGACCAGGAGUGCAGCGGCGACUGGGCAGUGGCUCAGGUCACCUGCGCAGAGACCCGAGCGGUGCGGCUGGUGGGCGGCGGCGGCAGGUGCGAGGGCCGCGUGGAGCUGCUGGAGGGCGACCAGUGGGGCUCGGUGUGCGACGACACCUGGGACCUGCACGACGGGCACGUGGUGUGCCGCCAGCUGGGCUGCGGCUGGGCGGUCCAGGCCCUGCCCGGCUUGCACUUCACCCCCGGCCGCGGCCCCAUCCACCGGGACCAGGUGAACUGCUCCGGGACCGAGGCCUACCUGUGGGACUGCCCGGGGAUGCCCGGGGCCGGUUACUGCGGCCACAAAGAGGACGCUGGCGUGCGGUGCUCAGAGCACCAGUCCUGGCGUCUGACCGGGAGUGCUGACCCCUGCCAUGGGCAGGUGGAGGUGGACUACCAUGGGGUCUGGAGCACGGUGUGUGACAGUGAGUGGUACUCACCGGAGGCCGAGGUGCUCUGCCAGUCCUUGGGCUGUGGGCCUGUGGACAGCAUACCCAAGGGGCUGCCGCACUCCCUGGCAGGCAGGAUGUACUACUCGUGCACGGGAGGGGAGACCACCCUCGCUGAAUGCUCCUGGCGGUUCAACAACUCCAAUCUCUGCAGCCAGUCGCUGGCAGCCAAGGUCUUCUGUUCAGGUUCGCACAACCUAUCCUCUCCUGAAGUCCCCGCUAGCCUUCUGCCGGUCACUGUAGAAUCUUCUGUGACCACGCCAAUAGAGAGCAAGGAAUCCUGGGAGCUAAUCCUCCUCAUCUCCUGCAUCGUUCUGGGAGUCCUGCUCCUGGGCUCACUCCUUUCCACAGCCAUCCUCCUCUUGAAGGCUAAAGGAAAGUACGCCCUCCCUGCGAUGGUCAGCCACCCACCCACUGGCACCCCGGCGGGGAUCAACAGCUACCAAGAGCCCCCCAGCACCGUCCCCAAAGAAGAAGCUCCCAAGCUGUCCCUCCAGACUCGGGCCCCACCCCCCGAGGACUCUGAGUCCGACUCGGACUACGAGCAUUAUGACUUCAGCGCCCAGCCUCCCGUGGCCCUGACCACCUUCUACAAUUCCCAGCGGUACCACAUCACCAAUGAGGAGGCCCAGCAGAGCAGGUUCCAGAUGCCCCCCUUGGAGGAAGGUGUGUCAGAGGCCCAUGCUUCCCACCUGUCACCUGCAGAUCCCCUGUGUCCAGGUCCCCAGAGCCACCCAGGACCCUGCAGCAGCUCCAGCACCUCUUCUGGAGAGGACUACUGUAACAGCCCUAGCAGCAAGCCACCUCUGUGGACCCCCAAUACCUUUUCCUCAGAGAGGAGCCCCCUCCUGCAGCAGCCCCCCAACCUGGAGCUAGCUGGCUCCCAGCCCAUUCUUUCAGGGCCCGCACCUGACGACAGCUCCAGCACCUCGUCUGGGGAGUGGUACCAGAACUUCCAGCCACCGCCCCAGCCCCCUUCAGUGGAGCAACUUGGGUGCCCAGGGUCCCCCAGCCCCCGGUCCGACUCUGCUGAUUCUAGCGACUACGAUGACAUCGGAGCCACCUAGACCGAGCCCAGCCAGGGCUCCCACGGUGGCUCCUCUGGCCUCCUGAUCUUCCAGCUCCCCGCCCCAUCCUUUCCUCCCAGACGACUCCAGGCAGUGUGAGGUGGGCCCAAGGCCUGCCCUGGGCAGAAGAAAGGAAGCACCACCCACCGGCCCCUUCAUCUCUAGUGACCGUGGCCUCUGCAUCAGACAGAACCUGCUGGAAGGGCCCUCCCCUGGUUCCAAACAGCACUGCUGUCUUAGAAGGGUAGUGAGCUCCC
Echinops telfairi (small Madagascar hedgehog) is the source of this 2141-nucleotide messenger RNA. It is a transcript of the gene CD6, whose product is annotated as CD6 molecule. The record is from RefSeq and is a predicted model, not a curated record. Gene Ontology annotation, cellular component: membrane. The transcript has 12 exons. The coding region runs from base 1 to 1884 and encodes 627 amino acids. NCBI's taxonomy places the organism in Eukaryota, Metazoa, Chordata, Mammalia, Afrosoricida, Tenrecidae.